Oncorhynchus masou masou (cherry salmon) is the source of this 8248-nucleotide messenger RNA. Its product is annotated as sodium-dependent phosphate transporter 2-like. The record is from RefSeq and is a predicted model, not a curated record. The coding region runs from base 472 to 2526 and encodes 684 amino acids. Gene Ontology annotation, cellular component: membrane. The transcript has 11 exons. Lineage: Eukaryota; Metazoa; Chordata; Actinopteri; Salmoniformes; Salmonidae. Gene Ontology annotation, biological process: phosphate ion transmembrane transport. Gene Ontology annotation, molecular function: phosphate transmembrane transporter activity.
UAGAGCAGGGGGACAUACUGAACUGAGAGGGAGAGUGUGUCGGAAUCUGGACAUUUUCGACGGAGCUUGAAAAAGCCAUCAGACGACAGCUAGACGUUUGGUUCUGGGAAACGGAGAACGUUUCAGCGGUCGGGGGAAAAGAACGGGUGUCGUAUUUCGCUCGUAUGAGGAAAGGGUGUAGAUGGGACUGUCUCAGCUCUGAGCCAUGGAAUGCCCCCUCCGUCCGCCACUAGCCUGCUCUUCUCCACAGACUGACCUCCAGACACUCAGUUAGCGACACGUUGCUCCCCUCCAUCUGAACACAACCAGGAAGGGGAAGAAGUCACAGCAGAGCUUCGUACGCACAGAGGAAAGGAGUUACAGCUCCUCUCCAACAUAUUAACAGCUAGCUCACCUUAGCUAGUUAGGCUUAGUUUUCCCUUGUUUUCUCUGUGGAUUUGGGAUUUUUUUACAUUUUUAUAGAGAGUCAAGAUGGUGGAUUUACAGGAGUACCUGUGGAUGGUGAUCCUGGGCUUCGUCAUAGCCUUCAUCCUGGCGUUCUCUGUUGGGGCCAACGACGUGGCCAACUCGUUCGGGACGGCGGUGGGGUCGGGGGUGGUGACGCUGAGACAGGCCUGUAUCCUGGCGUCCAUCUUUGAGACGUUGGGUUCCAUGCUGCUUGGAGCCAAGGUGGGGGAGACCAUACGGAAAGGCAUCAUAGACGUCAACCUAUACAACGAGACGGUGCCUGUUCUCAUGGCGGGGGAGGUCAGCGCCAUGGUCGGGUCUGCGAUUUGGCAGCUCAUCGCCUCUUUCCUCAAACUACCCAUCUCCGGGACGCAUUGCAUCGUUGGAUCGACCAUCGGGUUCUCCAUGGUGGCCAUCGGCACCAAGGGUGUCCAGUGGAUGCAGCUGGUCAAGAUUGUUGCGUCCUGGUUCAUCUCUCCCUUGCUGUCUGGACUGAUGUCGGGGUUCCUCUUCUUCCUCAUCAGACACUUCAUCCUCAGUAAGGAUGACCCUGUCCCCAACGGUCUCCGUGCCCUGCCAGUGUUUUACGCCUCAACGAUAGGCAUCAACGCCUUCUCCAUCCUCUACACUGGCGCUCCAUUGCUAGGUCUGGAGAUGUUACCGGUGUGGGCUAUAGCUCUGAUCACGCUGGCGGGGGCUCUGGUCUGUGCUGCCGUGGUGUGGUUCGCUGUCUGCCCCUGGAUGAGACGGAAAAUAACAAGUCGCAUGAAGAAGGAGCACGCUGCCUUGUCACGUAUCUCAGACGAGUCCUUAGAUCAGAUCCCAGAGGAGGAGGAGGACACUCCCGUGUUCAAGGAGCUACCGGGUGCCAAGAUGACGGAUGACGCUGUGCUGCCGUUAACGGGUGGCACCGGAGGAGAGUCACGGAGAGGAGAGGCCACCGGAGAGCUCAACAGCCUGGCCAAUGGAGGCACUGUCCUGCCCAACGGACGGGUCUACGGGCGGACCCACUCCAUGACCAACGGUACCCUGUCCAUGUCCAGGUCCCCACUGACCAACGGCAGCUUCACCUUCGGCGGGGAACACAUCCGCAGCGACGGCCAGGUGUACCACACGGUUCACAAGGACUCUGGUCUCUACAAAGACCUGCUCCACAAGAUCCACCUGGGACGACUGGAGGACGACCACUCCGCCCCCACGCCAGACAACAACUACCGCCUGCUGCGUCGCAACAACAGUUACACCUGCUACACGGCCGCCAUCUGUGGCAUGCCGGUCCAGCCACUGCUCCGGUCCGAGUCCCGAGAGGCCCGAGAGGACAGUGAGAAGCUGGUGGGGGAGGGGGAGAGGUCGGGAAGCGUGUCCUACACCAAGAAGAGGGUCCGUUACGAUAGUUACUCGUCGUACUGUAACGCCGUGGCGGAGGCCGAGAUCGAGGCGGAAGAGGGCGGCGUGGAGAUGAAGCUGGCGUCUGACCUGAGGGGCGAGGAGGCAGGGGCGCCCGGGGCUCCCAUCCCACUGGAUGACUCCGCGGAAGAGGAUGAAGGGGAUAAGGACAAGCCGACCGUCUACCUGCUCUUCCACUUCCUGCAGAUCCUCACCGCAUGCUUUGGAUCCUUCGCUCACGGAGGCAACGACGUCAGUAACGCCAUCGGCCCAUUGGUGGCGCUGUGGAUGAUCUAUGACCAAGGCGGGGUGAUGCAGGACGCCGCCACCCCCAUCUGGUUGCUGUUCUACGGGGGAGUUGGCAUCUGCUGCGGCCUCUGGGUGUGGGGGCGCCGGGUGAUCCAGACCAUGGGCAAGGACCUCACCCCCAUCACACCUUCCAGUGGUUUUUGCGUUGAAGUAAUGAGCGCUCUGUCAGUGCUUGUUGCUUCUAAUGUGGGCAUCCCAAUAAGCUCCACCCACUGCAAGGUGGGCUCGGUGGUAGCGGUUGGCUGGAUCCGCUCCAAGAAGGCGGUUGAUUGGCGGUUGUUCCGUAACAUCUUCCUGGCGUGGUUCGUCACGGUGCCGGUGGCGGGGCUGUUCAGCGCUGCGGUCAUGGCCCUGUUCGUCUACGGCAUCCUCCCUUACGUCUGAGGUAGCGAGGAGAGAGGGAGAAAAGACGAGAUGGAGGGAGAGGGGAUGGUAAAGAAAGAGGAGAUGCAACGAAUGAGGCUAGUAGGAGAAAAGAGAUGGAUGGAGUGGUUAAUUAAACUGUCUCGAGAGGAGAAGGAAAGAGUUAGAUUACACGCUGCCUGGGUUCUAGUCCUGAAGAGGGUUAGAUUACACGCUGCCUGGGUUCUGGUCCUGAAGAGGGUUAGAUUACACGCUGCCUGGGUUCUGGUCCUGAAGAGGGUUAGAUUACACGCUGCCUGGGUUCUGGUCCUGAAGAGGGUUAGAUCACACGCUGCCUGGGUUCUGGUCCUGAAGAGGGUUAGAUCACACGCUGCCUGGGUUCUGGUCCUGAAGAGGGUUAGAUCACACGCUGCCUGGGUUCUAGUCCUGAAGAGGGUUAGAUCACACGCUGCCUGGGUUCUGGUCCUGAAGAGGGUUAGAUCACACGCUGCCUGGGUUCUGGUCCUGAAGAGGGUUAGAUCACACGCUGCCUGGGUUCUGGUCCUGAAGAGGGUUAGAUCACACGUUGCCUGGGUUCUGGUCCUGAAGAGGGUUAGAUCACACGCUGCCUGGGUUCUAGUCCUGAAGAGGGUUAGAUCACACGUUGCCUGGGUUCUGGUCCUGAAGAGGGUUAGAUCACACGCUGCCUGGGUUCUGGUCCUGAAGAGGGUUAGAUCACACGCUGCCUGGGUUCUAGUCCUGAAGAGGGUAAGAUUACAUGGGUUCUGGUCAAGAGACUUGUUGACUUUCUAUGCUGAAUGAAUCUUGUUUUAUUUUUUUAUUUUUAUUUUGCAUAAAAAAAACUAAUAUGUUCAAUCUUAUAAAACAACCUGCUGUACAGAUGCAUAUUACGGACAGACGUGUUACGGACAGAUAUACGUUAACACACUAUGAUUCGACUGUUUUACAGGCAAUAAUAUGAAAAGACAAAUGCAGUCAACACAAUGUUUCGGUCAUCACUAGUUAAUACAGUUAAAAUUAUAUAUUUUAGCUUUAUAUAUAUAUAUAUAUAUAUGCAUAUCUUUCAUUGCGUUAAUAGCGGCUGCCUGCAGUCGGAGACAACGGUGUAGUCGGUUCAGUAGCUAUCCUUAAUGCCCAAAAUAUAUAUAUAUAUAUUUUUUUUACAUAUUGUAAUAUUGGAUUACAAUAUGCUUUUGCUUUAAAACAAAAUAUGUGUAUUGUUCAACCAAACCACUCUGACCCUUCACCUUUACCUUUACCUCCCUUACAUGCUAAACAGGAAGGUAGGUCUUGUUGCCACGGCGACCAUAAAACCCUCCCAGGGUGCUGGGAUUGCAAAACCAUAUUUGUUUUCCAAAUGUACAGUACCAGUUAAAAGUUUGGACACGCCUACUAAUUCAAGGGUUUUUCUUUUUUUUUUUUACUAUUGUCUACAUUGAAGAAUAAUAGUGGAGACAUCAAAACUAUGAAAUAACACAUGUGGAGUCAUGUAGUAACCAGAAAAGUGUUACAAAUCAAAGUAGCCACCCUUUGCCUAGAUGACAGCAUUGCACACUUUUGGCAUUCUCUCAACCAGCUUCACCUGGAAUGCUUUUCCAACAGUCUUGAAGGAGUUCCCACAUAUGCUGAGCACUUUCUUCACUCUGCAGUCCAACUCAUCCCAAACCAUCUCAAUUGGGUUGAGGUUGGGUGAUUUUGGAGGCCAGGUCAUCUGAUGCAGUACUCAUCACUCUCCAUAUUAGUAAAAUAGCCCUUGCACAGCCUGGAGGUGUGUUGGAUCAUUGUCCUGUUGAAAAACAAAUGAUAGUCCCACUAAACACAAACCAGAUGGGAUGGUGUAUCUCUGCAGAAUGCUGUGGUAGCCAUGCUGGUUAAAUGUGCCUUGAAUUCUAAAUAAAUCACAGACAGUGUCACCAGCAAAGCACCAUCACACCUCCUCCUCCUUGCUUCAUGGUGGGAACCACACAUGCUGAGGUCAUCCGUUCACCUACUCUGCUUCUCACAAAGACAUGGCGGUUGGGACCAAAAAUCUCACAUUUGGACUCAUCAGACCAAAGGACAGAUUUCCACCGGUCUAAUGUCCAUUGCAUGUGUUUCUUGGCCCAAACAAGUCUCUCCUUAUUGGUGUCCUUUAGUAGUGGUUUCUUUGCAGUAAUUUGACCAUUAAGACCUGAUUCACACAGUCUCUUCUGAACAGUUGAUGUUAAGAUGUGUCUGUUACUUGAACUCUGUGAAGCAUUUAUUUGGGCUGCAAUUUCUGAGGCUGGUAACUCUAAUGAACGUAUCCUCUGCAGCAGAGGUAACUCUGGGUCUUCAUUUCCUGUGGCGGUCCUCAUGAGAGCCAGUUUCAUCAUAGUGCUUGAUGGUUUUUGUGAUUGCACUUGAAGAAACUUUAGAAGUUCUUGAACAUUUUCCGGAUUGAAUGGCCUUCAUGUCUUAAACUAAUUAUGGACUGUCAUUUCUGUUUGCAUAUUUGAACUGUUGUUGCCAUAAUAUAGACUUUGUCUUUUACCAAAUAUAUUUAUCUUCUGUAUACCACUCCUACCUUGUCACAACACAACUGAUUGGCUCAAACACAUUAAGAAGGAAAUAAAUUUCACAAAUGAUCUUUUAACAAGGCACACCAGUUAAUUGAAAUGCAUUCCAGGUGACUACCUCAUGAAGCUGGUUGAGAGAAUGCCAAGCGUGCAAAGCUGUCAUCGAGGCAAAGGGUGGCUACUUUGAAGAAUCUCAAAUAUAAAAUAUAUUUUGAUUUGUUUAACCUGUAGUGACACCCAGCCCGUAAACGGGACCGUUAUCAUCAUCUGACACUAAUUAGCAUAACGCAACGGACAUAAAUCUUCCUAGAAAAUCUUCCUAUUCAUGAAAAUCACAAGUGAAAUAUAUUGGAACACAGCUUAGCCUUUUGUUAAUCACCCUGUCAUCUAAGAUUUUCAAAAUAUGCUUUACAGCCAACGCUAGACAAGCAUUUGUGGAAGUUUAUCAUAGCCUAGUAUAGCAUUAUGCCUUGCUAGCAGCAGGCAAACCUGUCACGGCAAUCAGAAAAGCAAUCAAAUUAAAUUGUUUACCUUUGAUGAACUUCGGAUGUUUUCACUCACGAGACUCCCAGGUAGACAGCCAAAGUUCAUUUUUUCCCCCAAAAUUAUUUUUGUAGGUUGAAAUAGCUCCGUUUGUUCUUCACGUUUGGCUGAGAAAUCGCCCGGAAAUUGCGGUCACCACAACGCCGAAAAAUAUUCCAAAUUAGCUCCAUAAUAUCGACAGAAACAUGGCAAACGUUGUUUAGAAUCCAUCCUCAAGGUGUUUUUCUAAUAUCUAUUCGAUAAUAUAUCCGUCGGGACAAUUCCUUUUUCUCUAGGACCGAUUGGAGUAAUGGCUACCUCUGCACUUUACGCGAGAAUCUCUCUCGGAGCCACCAUGUGACCACUUACGCAAUGUGCCCCCAUACGGCUAUUCUUCAACAGAAAUGUGUAAAACUACGUCACAAUGCUGUAGACACCUUGGGGAAUACGUAGAAAGCGUAAGCUUGUUGAUGGUACAUUCACAGCUGAAUAGGGAGUCAUUGGAACGCAGCGCUUUCAAAACCUGGGGCACUUCCGGAUUGGAUUUUUCUCAUGCUUUCGCCUGCAACAUCAGUUCUGUUAUACUCACAGACAAUAUAUUUACAGUUUUGGAAACGUUAGUGUUUUCUAUCCAAAGCUGUCAAUUAUAUGCAUAUUCUAACAUCUUUUCCUGACAAAAUAUGCCGUUUAAAACAGGAACGUUUUUUUGUUGUUUUUUUUUCAAAAAUGAAAAUACUGCCCCCUAACACCAACAUGUGUGUUAUUUCAUAGUUUUGAUGUCUUCACUAUUAUUCUACAAUGUAGGAAAUAGUCAAAAUAAACAAAAACCCUUAAAUGAGUAGGUGUAUCCAAACUUUUGACUGGUACUGUAUACAGUAUAUAUUUUUUGUUGUAUUUUAUUAGGAUCCCUACAAGCUAUUGCUGAAGCAUCAGCUACUCUUCCUGGGCUCAUACAGAACAUUCAUUGACAAGAACAGAUGUUACCAUAGAAACCAGUUACCAGAAGAUGGCCCAAUUGAACUGUGUUCUGUGUGUUUGUUUUAAAGAUGGAUACCCAGUUUUUUUUUUGUUUAAAAAAAAAUGUGUUCUAUAUUGUCAUUUGUACUGUAAACUAUCAUGGGGUUUUGUGUAUUUUAGAUUUGUAUUUUGUUUUUAAUGAAUACUUUUUGUUUUCACUCUGGGUGAGGUAUAGAAUACACCCAUUAUUCUGUCUGACCGUUUCAUUUAUUAUUUAACAUUUUAACUGAGCACAUGGGGGGGGGGGCUUUCUCAUUUUGUUAAUUUCAGAAUAAUAUUUUACCAAAGAUCCUGAGGAAUCCCUUUGUUCUUAUCAGUUUCUGAACCAUCACUUCAACAAAAAAUUUGAUUUGACUAUUUGCAGCAAUUUAACAAACUGUUUCCUUCCUGUAGUGAACUGGAUAUUCUCUUGUGUUCCAAGUACAGUAUUAGAGGUGUGUGUGUGUGUGUGUGUGUGUGUGUUGGGUAGGACAGCUCAACAGAGUGUGUUACACCAAGCCAAAGUAAGCUGCCGUACUUGCUGUCAUAGCAACAUGCCAAUAUCACACGUCAAAGUGUAGCAGCAGCCAAAAUACUGAAACGCACACACGCACACGCACGCACCGCCUUUAUAAGCCCCUAUACCAGCUCAUCAGCUGUAUUCAGACUACACACACACAGACACACAGACACACACACUUUGCCUUUAUAAGCCCCUAUACCAGCUCAUCAGCUGUAUUCAGACUACACACACACAGACACACAGACACACACACUUUGCCUUUAUUAGCCCCUAUACCAGCUAGUCACCUGUAUUCAGACUACACACCACCGAGCAGUAUGUUCAGGCCCACUGGUGCGGUCUGCUGUAUAUCCCAGCCCUCUGAGACAAUACUGGAGGAUGUAUUUACUGUUAAUAUAUGGAUCAGGGUGACUGUCUGUUUGCUCUACGUUUCCUGUUUGUUGAAGUGAAAUAACCAACUAGCAGGCGUUUAAAAAGACACCUUGAGCAGAGUCCCCACAGUUUGGGGUUUUUUUCUCUCCAGGGGAAACAGAAGUUAGGUUGAAAAAUCCAGUAUCCAGUGACCAGUGUUCGAACUAGCUCAACAGUAUAGUAGUCAUACACCAUCUCUGUCUAGACUCUAGAUUGUUCCCCCCCCCCCUCCCUAUAGAUGCAACCCCAAGGGGGGUGGGGGGGUUUGGUCAGACGUCAUGUCAUUGUGAGAGAAAGGAUCAUAUCAGUGAUGUCCCCCCCCCCCUUUUUUUCUGUCAUUGUCCCCGUCCCAAAUGGUACCCUUGGUUACCUAUAUAGUGCACUACCUUUGUCCACUACCCCAUAGGACUCAAGUUAAAUGUAGUGUACUAUGUAGGGAAUAGGGUGCCAUUUGGAGCAUUUAGUCUUCCUCUGUUGUAGCUUCAGACCGUUGUUUUAAGGAAGACCCAACAAGAACAGGUUAUGAGAUUCAACACCCCCACCCCCCCACCCACCCCAGGCAUCUGGGUAGCCAUGUUGUUAACAAAGAGAAUUUGAUGAUGCCAUUGUGCUAGGGUAAAGUUCUAUGGGAGACGGGCAGAACUGUUAUAUCCUGGCAGUGUAGGAGCUGAUAUCAGUCAUGUAAUUGGGGGGGGGGAGAAAUAUCAGUAGUGUUAUUAGGGGGCUGAUGGGGAUGAUAUCAGUAGUGUUAUUG